Molecule: messenger RNA, 681 nt
Organism: Opisthocomus hoazin
Lineage: Eukaryota; Metazoa; Chordata; Aves; Opisthocomiformes; Opisthocomidae
Source: RefSeq, a predicted model, not a curated record
AUGUCGGGACAGAGCAGGCCGAAGGCGUCGGGGCAGUUGGGCGGUGCCUCUCGCAGCCGCGCUGGCGUGUUUGGAAGGCAUUUUGAAUCCCCGCUUUUGUGGCAAAGCGUUAUCAUGAUCAUUACUAUGUUGCUGAUGCUGAGACUGUGCACUGAAGUACGUGUGUCCAACGAGCUAAACAUAAAACGUCGCUCUUUUGCAGCUGCAGAUAGUAAGGAUGAAGAAAUCAAAGCACCUCCCAAGAGAUCUUAUCUGGAUUUUGACUUGAACUAUUUUUGGCAUUGGAGCAAGUUUACAGACUACGUGCAGUGUGUCCUGACCUUCACUGGUGUGACCGGUUACAUCACUUACCUCUUGCUUGACUCAUCUCUCUUUGUGGAAACGCUGGGCUUCCUUGCAGUGUUCGCAGAGGCUAUGUUAGGCAUUCCACAGCUCUACCGUAACUACCAGAAUAGGUCUACAGAAGGAAUGAGUGUCAAGAUGGUGCUGAUGUGGACCAGUGGGGACACGUUCAAGACUGUUUACUUCAUCUUGAAUCAGGCCCCUUUCCAGUUCUCCAUCUGUGGACUCCUGCAGGUUUUUGUGGACAUCGCUAUCCUGUUGCAGGUUUACUUGUACAGCUCCUACCCUCAGAAGCCCGUUUCCCACACUGCGCACCCGGCCAGCACCAAGGCCCUGUGA